GUUUGUAGCUGAUAUGUUUACUUUUCCAGUCGUGCUCUUAACUUUUCAGGGAGCAGAGAAGGCAGGCAGAUUCAUGGAGGGGUGAUUAAUUUGGGGCUAGGUGAUCAUUAUGUGCAAAACUCGCGGAUUCGUUGCUAUGGAGCUUGUGGGGAUUUUUCUAGUGCAGGUAGGGUGUUUGAUGAAAUGUUUGUUCGAGAUGUUGUGUCCUGGACUAUCAUGAUCGCUGGAUUGGGGCAGAGUAACCAUCCAAAAGAGUCCUUGGAACUGUUUUCCAAGAUACUAACCUUGGGUAUUAGCCCUGAUGGAAUUAUUGUAACUACUGUUCUCUCUGCUUGUGCCAGCCUAGGAACUCUUGGCUUCGGCACACGGGUCCAUGAGUACAUAGAUCAAAGAGGAAUCAAAUGGGAUAUCCAUAUUGGAACUGCUAUUGUUGACAUGUAUGCCAAAUGUGGGUGCAUCGAAAUGGCACUGCAAAUCUUUAACAAUAUGCCUCAAAGAAAUACCUUCACUUGGAAUGCCCUGCUAUGCGGUCUGGCAUUGCAUGGAAUUGUGCAGGAAGCAUUGAAGUUUUUUGACGUAAUGAUAAUAUCUGAUGUCAAACCUAAGGAGUAUUAAGUGUUGGAAAUGUUGAGCUCUCUCAUAACAUACAAGAUUACAUCUUGGAACUUGAUCCAGAGGAUACUGGUGUGUUGGUUCUGCUGUCCAAUAUAUCUGCUAGUAAUGGAAGAUGGUCCAAUGUGAAUCGAUUAAGGAGACUAGUGAAGCGUAGAGGUGUGAAAAAAGCAGCUGGAUCAAGUGUCAUUGAGGUGGAUGGUAAGGCUCACGAGUUAAUGGUGGGGAUAUUAGCCACCUCCAAACUGUUAAACCUCAUCAACUCUGUCUACCAUGAUCGAACAAAAUACCAAAUUAAUCAGGCGACUUUCAAUGACAUAUCAGAAAGCAACCAGUAGUUCAGUAGAUGAAGUGAGGUCUUGCAGCAAGGUAAGUGAUUAAUGGAGUUGCUCUCCCCAAUACUUUUGUAAUCCACGGUUAGCAAAUAUUGUCCGUUUUGGCUCCGUUACGUAUCGU
Messenger RNA from Cucurbita maxima (winter squash), 1068 nucleotides. Its product is annotated as pentatricopeptide repeat-containing protein At4g38010-like. The transcript is spliced from 2 exons. The coding region runs from base 184 to 615 and encodes 143 amino acids. The record is from RefSeq and is a predicted model, not a curated record. NCBI's taxonomy places the organism in Eukaryota, Viridiplantae, Streptophyta, Magnoliopsida, Cucurbitales, Cucurbitaceae. Gene Ontology annotation, biological process: RNA modification. Gene Ontology annotation, molecular function: RNA binding; protein binding.